Messenger RNA from Pseudophryne corroboree (corroboree frog), 2795 nucleotides. RefSeq names its product acidic nuclear phosphoprotein 32 family member A (gene ANP32A). The transcript is spliced from 7 exons. Gene Ontology annotation, cellular component: nucleus. The record is from RefSeq and is a predicted model, not a curated record. Bases 141 to 905 code for a protein of 254 amino acids. NCBI's taxonomy places the organism in Eukaryota, Metazoa, Chordata, Amphibia, Anura, Myobatrachidae. Gene Ontology annotation, molecular function: histone binding. Gene Ontology annotation, biological process: regulation of apoptotic process.
CAGACAAAGUGUCACUCGCAGGAAACGUUCCCGCCCCCCCUGAGCCAGCAGGUUAGUGUACACCGCGGUGCAAGCGCAGGACCCGCCAAGCGCAGUGCCCGAAUUCGGGUGAGAUUGUAAAGCGUAGGAGCGCCCGCAAGAUGGAAAUGAAGAAGAGAAUCCACCUGGAGCUACGGAACAAGACACCCGCUGACGUGAAAGAGCUGGUCUUGGAUAACUGCCUAUCAAAGGAAGGAAAAAUAGAAGGGCUGACAGAUGAAUUUGAAGAACUGGAAUUUCUGAGCACAAUAAACGUCUGCCUCACCUCUGUCGCAAACUUACCAAAGUUAAACAAACUGAAAAAGUUGGAGUUGAGCGAUAACAACAUCUCGGGCGGACUGGAAGUACUGGCAGAAAAAUGUCCGAAUCUCACACACCUCAACCUAAGUGGGAACAGAAUUAAAGACCUGAGCACAAUAGAACCUCUGAAAAAAUUAGGGAGCCUAAGGAGCUUAGACCUGUUUAACUGUGAGGUCACUAACCUCAAUGAAUAUCGGGAGAAUGUCUUCAAGCUCCUCCCUCAGCUUACUUUUCUGGAUGGAUAUGACCAUGACGAAAAAGAAGCUCCUGACUCUGAUGCGGAAGCAUAUGUGGAGGGCUUGGAUGAUGAAGAGGAUGAGGAGGAUGAGGAAGACUAUGAUGAGGACGUGCCACCGGGUGAGGAGGGUGAGGAAGAUGACGAGGAAGAGGAAGAAGAGGAUGUGAGCGGUGAGGAAGAGGUGCGCUUCCUGAACCUUUGUUCUUUCAAUCCUUUGUAUGCUCAGGAGGAUGAGGAAGAUUCCAGAGAAGGGGAAGAUGAUAAAGAUGCAGAAAAAGGUCAGAAAAGAAAACGGGACCUUGAGGAUGAAGGUGAAGAAGAUGACUGAGCGACAGUGACAGAAGGACUAGGUACACGAGUAUGGAGCCUCGUGACUUAGAGGAGAACUACACCCUAAGACCCUUUUCGAAAACUUUGUUGUAAUUUGACUGUUUUUACCUUCAACUACCCUGCUCUUUUAUUUCCUGAUUGUAAGGUUGGCGUGCACUGGACAGACAUCACACAAGGAGUCAUGCGUAAUAUUUCUGUUGCUGCUCUGGCAGGCUUUUAUCAUUAUUCUCCAAUCUUUAUUUUGUGUUUAGUACAUACAAUUCAAGUCAUACAGUCUGUCUAAUCUCUUUGUGCUUUUGGAUGUAGUUUGACUUUGACUUGUUACACCCAGUGAUGAAAGUCUUAAACCUAAAUUAAGCAAUAAUCCAAUUGUUGCAGCGCAUUGCUAGAUUUCAAUAGCAGCAAAUGGAUUAAGUAUUGAGAUGUAAAAUGAAGACACAUUGUUCCGAGUGCAUAUUAUAACAUUUAUAUGGCUAAUACGUACAUACCUCCUUACCUAUCUCUGCUAGCUAAGCACCAGCAUUGUACUCCAUAGGGAGUUAAUAUACAGAUAAUAUAAACCGGUUGCGAGGUAUAAGCACUUCUGGAAACGAAUAAGUCAUAUUUUGGAUGUUUGGUUUGCGCAAAGAUUUACUACUCUUUUGUAGCUUUUGUGACACAUUCUUAGGAUAACCUAAAUCAUGUACAGGUCCCAGUGUCUAUUAUGAAGAGUUCCAUAUAAUAAUAUCUGCUAGAGUCAUAGAAUGUAUAUAUCAUACAGGGAAGCAGGUGCACUUAUAGUAUCUUGUGAUCUUAGAAUGCACCGAGCCAGCUUUAUUUAAUCCAAGGGUGGUUAAGAUUGUAAGACCAUUAUUAUUUGUGUGCUAGUAUUUCACUGAUCUGCAUUAUUAUACUUUCUGAUAAUAUGUAAACACAUUUCUUCAUUUUAUGUUGAAAUCACAGGGAUUGCAGAUCUUCUCAAUUACCUAAUAUUGACUAAUGCAGAAAGAUCAGGGAGAACUAGUUUAAAUAGCUGACAUUUCAAUGACUAUUUCAAAUUCUAAGAAAGUAUGGCUGCAUGAGGGUUUUGAUUCAACUCACUAUCACUCAAAGUCUAGGCCGUAAUCAAUAAUGGGUAGAUAUUGGAUUAAGUGGCCAUCAUCCUAAUUGCUACAGGGACAGCUACUGUUUUGUACACAGCUAAUUAAUAGGGACAGGAAGCAUUCUGCUCAUGACGCGACUACAGGCAGGAUGUGGCAUGUCUUUUGUGUAAAAGCACAGGCAUGAUGCUGUAUAAACUAACAUCUACUGUAGAGUGUGUUAGAGUAACACUACAGCAUUAAUCUCCCAUCUCUAUAACCUGAGAUGAGCUGCAUCAGAAAAUAGUGAAGGGAAGUGAGAGUGACUGUCACAUAUUGGGCCACAGGUAGUAGUAUGAAAGACAAUUGGUAGUGAGACAGGUAAUGGUUAGGAAGCAAGCUCUUUUAACCCUUUCCCUGAUUUUAUAUUUAUUUUAUAAUAAAGAAAAUGGUGUAUAUCCUUGAUUUAUUUUGAAAAUCAUUGUAACAAAAUAACUUUGAGUGGUUAAUACAAAACCAUCAAAUGGGGAAACUUCUACUCUCAAAAACCACUAUUUUGUCUAAGGUUGGGAAUAUCCUCAGAUAGUUUUCAUUAAGAUGCUGCAAGCUGAUGAUUUUUUUUUUCAAGCUAACCAGUGAGGUUCUGUCCAUGUAACUGAGCAGUCUGAGUGUUUAGUACUAAUCUAUUUUGGUUUAGGAGUGACUGUCCCAUUUGUAUUAUAUAUAUCCAUAGCAGGCGAUAGGGGCUUCCCCUUUUCCCAGGAAACCCAAACACCACAAUUUAUGUCUGUUUGUCACUGUUAAUUUUCAAUAAACUUUUGUUUUUCCAG